Messenger RNA from Rhizoctonia solani, 1140 nucleotides. RefSeq names its product pectate lyase. Lineage: Eukaryota; Fungi; Basidiomycota; Agaricomycetes; Cantharellales; Ceratobasidiaceae. The record is from RefSeq and is a predicted model, not a curated record. The transcript has 18 exons. Bases 1 to 1140 code for a protein of 379 amino acids. Gene Ontology annotation, molecular function: pectate lyase activity.
AUGUCGACCAUCCUUUAUUCUCUCGUUUCAGCACUUUUGCUUUCCAAUGGCGCUUUUGCUGUCGGUACGCCUUUUGGCUAUGCGGCCGGUACCACCGGUGGUGGGUCCGCGUCCCCGGCUGUACCUUCCUCGACUGCGCAACUCGUCAGCUGGCUCGGCGAUAGUACCCCUCGUGUGAUCCUGCUUGACAAGACGUACGAUUUUACCGACUCCGAGGGCUCAGUGACUGCCAAAGCUUGUAAGCCUUGGACUUGCUCUCCCAACCCUCAACUGGCGAUUGAUGCCAACGAAUGGUGCGAGCAUUACGAACCCAAUGCGGCCAUGACUACCGUUACCUAUAAGAAAGCUGGUACUACUGCCAUAAAAGUCGCAUCGAAUAAGACCUUGUUGGGCAAGGGAACCGCCGGAGCAAUCAAGGGGAAGGGUCUUCGUAUUGCUGGUGGCAGCAAUAUCAUCAUCCAGAACAUCCGCAUAUCUGAUAUCAAUGCCCAAUUCGUCUGGGGAGGUGAUGCUAUUAGCAUUGACGGCGGUAGCAAAAUCUGGUUCAAGAAUGUUGGUCGACAGUUUAUUGUGACUGGCUAUGGGGCAGCCAAGUCAAUCACUAUUUCUGACAAUGUCUUUGAUGGCGCCAGCACCUAUUCUGCGACGUGCAACGGGCGUCACUACUGGGCUUUGCUCUUCACAGGUGCUUCGGAUUCAAUUACUCUCGCUCGCAACUACCUGUACCAGACUUCUGGCCGAGGCCCCAAGCUAGGUGGAACUAGCGGCUACUCUCAGUCGGUUCACAUUUACAAUAACUACUUUGUUGACAUUUCUGGCCACGCUUUGGAUGCUGGUGUCGGGUCCAAUGCUCUUGUGGAGGGCAACUACUUCAACAAGGUCACCGAGCCAUCAACAUCCGGGACUCAAGGAUCUGUGUUUGCUCCCAAUGAUGCUACCACCGCCGCUCAAUGCAGCUCUCAUAUUGGCCGUAAAUGCGUUGCCAACACUUUGCUUUCAUCCGGCACUCCCAACCGGAAAGAGACUGGAGGAGUUUCUACUUUCAAGGGUGUGUCUGCGGUUACUGGCGCAACAGUUAUGGAGUCCUCACAAGUUGGGACCUACGUACAAGCUCAUGCUGGGCUUGGCAAGGUCAAUUAA